This is a messenger RNA of Adineta ricciae, 459 nucleotides long. Lineage: Eukaryota; Metazoa; Rotifera; Eurotatoria; Adinetida; Adinetidae. The record is from the annotation of a GenBank genome assembly.
AUGAAACUAUUUCGGCAUUUUCUUCAUUCCAAUAAGAAAAAAUUGUCGACUAAAACUCUGCAAUCAUCUCAACCAUUUUCUAAUUCAUGCAGCGAUCAAACGUUUCAUUUAAUAAAUAAACAUACGAAAUGCACUUGUCAUUACUUCAAUUUCAAUGAAAACUCCUUCGUUAACCAUCCAUCUCAUCGUUUAUCGAGAAAUCUUAUAUCUUCCAUAGAAUACUCUCCCGACGGCCAGCACAUCUUCUCUAUCUCUGAUUUCUGUUUGUGGCACGAUGUUCGCUCAACUUUAUUAGAACUGGUCGAUCGUGUCGUGACAAUCAAUGAAACAAACCACGCCUUUCUGUGUCAAACCACACAUUCCGUCGGUAUUCAAACAUCCGUUGAUUUCAAUUCACGUCGAAACGCUAAAAUUCAAACCAACACGAUAAUGCUUUGUCCCGUACAGAGAUUGAAAUGA